AGAUGCAUCCGAUGUGGAUUCUCAAACGCAGCAAUAACCAAAAACUUGAUUUGACAAUACUUUGCACUUAGCGUUCCUAUUUAUCGUGCAAAAAUAAACGAUCCGACGAAUUUUGUCCGGACGAUUGAAAAUUUGACGCUCUUGAUUUCUGAACGCACCCCCACAGACGUGAGCCAGAGACAGAAAGCUAAUUCUGUCACUUGUGACUUCAACUUUAGAUUAUUUUAUAGGGGAGAAAUUUAUCAAUUUAGUUUAAAAACUAAAAUUGAAUAUGGCUACAAGUUUUACACGGACCCCAUUCUUGAGAGCCAUUACGGCAAGAGGUUACUCUGUAUCAGCUCUACCAGUUUCUGGUAAUCCAAACGCCGAAGUAAAAUGUACUACUCUUCCUAACAAGGUAGUAGUUGCUGCUGUUGAUAAUAAUGCGAGCCUUACAAGAGUAUCAAUUGUAUUUAGAUCAGGAUCCAGAAAUGAAGAAACUGACAACUUGGGUGUAACGCAUGUUUUGAGAACUGCAGCAGGUUUAAGCACUAAAAAUGCUUCACAAUUUGCCAUUAUUCGUAAUAUUCAACAAGUUGGUGCUAAUUUAACAGCUACUUCUGAUCGUGAAACUAUUACUUAUACUUUAGAAGGUACUAAAGAAGCUGUUGAACGAGCUUUGCCAUUUUUAACAGAAGUAGCCACUCAACAAGAAUUUAGGCCAUGGGAAGUUUCUGAAUUAUCAAACAGACUAUUGUUGGAUAUUGCAACCAGGCCACUUCAGCUAAGGGCAGUUGAUUUGCUGCACAAUGCUGCUUUCAGAGGUCGUGGAUUAGGCAAUUCCCUCUUUAUUCCUAAGCCACAAAUUGGAAAAAUAUCUUCUGAAACCUUGCAGCACUAUGUUGCCAGCAAUUUUUUGAGUGGUCGCACUGCUGUUAUAGGAUCAGGAAUCAGUGAAAGAGAGUUGGCACAGUAUGCAAACUCCUUGAAAAUUGGAAAUGGUGAAGGUAAUACUAGUCCCAGCCCUUACAAAGGUGGCGAACUUAGAUCAAACAAAGGUGGACCACUUGCCUUUGUUGCUGUAGCAGGAGAAGGAACUGCUCUUAAAAACACCCAAGAAGCUCUUGCUUUUGCUGUCCUACAAAGAGCCAUAGGUGCUGGACCACAAAUUAAAUAUUGCACAGCUGACAAUGGCAUAUUUAGCAAGGCUAUUGGAAGUCCUGCAGAUGUUAGUUCUGCUGCUAUUAAUGUCAGCUAUUCUGACACUGGUCUAUUUGGUAUAUUACUAGCUGCCCCUACCAAAUCUGUUGGCAAAGUUGUUGAAACUGCUGUCAAGGUGUUGAAAUCUGGUUGUGUUUCAGAUGAAGAUGUUAACAGAGGUAAAAAUCAACUAAAGACGGCUAUACUUCUUGAUAAUGAGAGUGGAGCAGAUAUUGUAAGGAAUACUGGAACACAAGCUGCUUUAACUCAAAGUGUAUCAUCUGCAAAGUCCCUUGUAGCUGCCGUAGAAUCAGUUACUACCAGUGAUGUUCAAAAUGCCCUUAAGAAAGCUGGAAGAAACUUGUCAUUAGCAUCUAUUGGAAAUCUAUCUGGAGUACCUUACUUAGAUGAAUUAAAAUAAAUUUUUUACUUGUACACUUAUUUAUUGUAAUAAGAUAUUUAUUUCAAUUAGCAUUAUACUACAUUAUGCUGUUUAAUAAACAUUCUCUGUUAAUAUAAAGUACUAUGUCAUACAA
Molecule: messenger RNA, 1715 nt
Organism: Psylliodes chrysocephalus
Lineage: Eukaryota; Metazoa; Arthropoda; Insecta; Coleoptera; Chrysomelidae
Source: the annotation of a GenBank genome assembly